Sinocyclocheilus rhinocerous is the source of this 2622-nucleotide messenger RNA. It is a transcript of the gene dus1l, whose product is annotated as dihydrouridine synthase 1-like (S. cerevisiae). Bases 52 to 1482 code for a protein of 476 amino acids. Gene Ontology annotation, molecular function: tRNA dihydrouridine synthase activity. The record is from RefSeq and is a predicted model, not a curated record. The transcript is spliced from 14 exons. NCBI's taxonomy places the organism in Eukaryota, Metazoa, Chordata, Actinopteri, Cypriniformes, Cyprinidae.
CAGGUGCCGCAUAGAGCUGCUGUCUGUGGCUGGAUCAUACGCUACUGCAGCAUGGCGAAACCCCGUGGGUUCGAGUUUUGGAGGAGCACUCUGAAGGGUGCGCGCUAUGUGGUGGCGCCCAUGGUGGAGCAGAGCGAGCUGGCCUGGAGGCUCCUGAGCCGCAGACACGGCGCAGAGCUCUGCUACACUCCCAUGCUGCACGCACAGGUGUUCGUCAGGGAUGCCAACUACCGCCGAGAGAACCUGUACAACGAGGUAAACCAGGAGGACCGACCCCUCAUCACACAGUUCUGUGCCAAUGAUCCUGAGGUGUUUAUCCAGGCUGCUCUACUUACCCAGGAUUACUGUGAUGCCAUCGAUCUGAAUUUGGGUUGCCCUCAGAUGAUUGCGAAAAGAGGCCAUUAUGGUGUGUUUCUUCAAGACGAGUGGGACCUUCUUGAGAAAAUGAUUAAGCUGGCCGAUGAAAAACUCUCUGUGCCCAUUACUUGCAAAAUCCGUGUCUUCCCAGAGAUUGAGAAAACCGUGAAGUAUGCCAAAAUGCUGGAAAAGGCUGGAUGCCAGCUCCUCACAGUUCAUGGGAGAACUAAAGAUCAAAAGGGGGCUUCGACGGGCAUUGCAAGUUGGAAGCACAUCAAAGCUGUACGGGAGGCUGUAAACAUUCCCGUUUUUGCCAAUGGAAACAUCCAGCACCUGAGUGAUGUUCAGCGAUGCAUGGAGGAGACUGGAGUACAAGGCGUCAUGAGUGCAGAAGGGAAUCUCCACAAUCCUGCCCUGUUUGAAGGCCGUAGUCCACCUGUGUGGGAGAUGGCUGAGGAGUACCUGGGGGUUGUGGAGAAACACCCACCCUGCAGUCUGUCUUACGUCCGUGCUCACAUCUUCAGACUGUGGCACCACACCUUACAGAUACAUCAAGACCUGAGGGAGGAGCUGGCCAAAGCGAAAAACGUAGCUGGGAUUGCCGAGGUCAACAGACAGCUGAAACAACGUUGCCAGGAGGAGAUGGCUAAAGAUGAAUCAGAAUGGACUCGGACUGGACUUCCCUUCCCUCACUGGAUCUGUCAACCCUACGUCAGACCACCGCCUAAGGAUCCAAACACUGAAAAUGGGCAGAGAGCAUCAGAAACCAAAGCUGUGAGUGUAAAGAGGGCGCUGGAGGACAGCGAUGCACCCAACGACUCGCUCUCCAAGAACAAGCAGGAGAAGAAAGCCCGCAACCCCCACAAGAACUUCUGUCCAGAGCUGAAGCCUAAAUACAUCAAGUGUGAGCAAUGUGGAAACCCUAAAGGGAAUAAAUGUGUGUUCAACUUGUGCCGUGGCUGCUGCAAGAGGAAGGCUUUCAAGGAAGUGGCUGAUUGUCCUGGCCAUGGAUUGAGAUUCAAAACCAAGGCUUUAAAACAGUCGAACUCUGAUACAGGUGGUGGGCUGACGAAUGGGAAUCCUAACAGUCAGACAGUUUCCACUGCAGCCCAUGAUCCUUUGUAAAGCAGUCUGUGUACUGGAUAUGGACAACAGUGACGUCUGAAAACACAUUGAACUGGUUUACCACUUAACAUCGCUGCACUGAAUUAGAAGUACAAGACUGCAUUUGAGGCCAAACCUGGUUUUUCACUGUUGAUGUGUGAUUUGGAUCCAUAUGACACCAAAUGAACUAAACAUGCAAAGAACCAGACAUGGAAAGAUCAGUGCUACUGUUGCUUACACUAGAUCAUUUGUAGAGUCAUUCUUUUCUGUAAUGAAGUACCACUUUCUGGACUGCUGUCGGAUGAAUAGUUCCAUAGUCUUAAUAUUUUAAGAUGGUUUAAUAGAGUAGUAUAUUUUGAUCAUUACUGGGAGCGUGGUAUAUGAAGCAGCUGCUCUGAAUGCACAAUCCUGUACUGCUCCCCGCUCACCUAAGAUAGAGGUGGACUUUUAUUUUGGGACGUUCUGUGGAAAUACACCAAUACACUGAUGGACAUCUUCACUCAAACAUUAUUUGAACUGUAUUUUUACUAUAUUUAUUGUCUACCAAAAUGAAAGAUUGGGCAUAGUUAUAUGUUGCAACCAGAGUCAAACAUCUUUGACUUUUAAUGCAUUUUUACGUUUUUUUUUGGAACAUGUAUAUAAAUUCAUUUUUAAUCCGAGACCUCUACUUACUUUCCUGUGCGGUUAUGAUCAUGUGACUGUUUCACACACACAUACUGACAUUUAUUUUAGAGAUGAGGACAGUAACACUACAAAGAUUCCUGACCCAGUAAAUUAUUUGUUUUUUUUAAGAUGUUGUCAGAUUCAGAUGCCUUACCCUACAAUUGCUAUUAUUGUACUGCAUUUAUCUUCAUUCUUUUAGUGUUUCAAAAAAGUAUGCCGUUUUCAUACAACUUUGGUUCAACAUAAUGAUAUUUUCUUUUCAUUAUAGGCCAAUGUUAUUUUUUCACACAGUACUUUAAAGCACCAGGACUCAACUCAGUGCCUUAUUCUUAAGAUGUAAAUGUGUGUACAGAUCUGUGGCUAUUCUGUGUGAAUGUUUUUUUUCUCAUCAGUUCCUUGGGCUUAGUAUUGUUCAAACAUUUUGGAAAUUUUGCUCAAAUACAUUUUUAAGUGUUAAAAGUUGCCUUUCUCCUUUUCUAAAAAUAUGACCAAAAACUG